Messenger RNA from Mercenaria mercenaria, 2622 nucleotides. RefSeq lists its product as uncharacterized. The transcript has 12 exons. The coding region runs from base 440 to 2056 and encodes 538 amino acids. The record is from RefSeq and is a predicted model, not a curated record. NCBI's taxonomy places the organism in Eukaryota, Metazoa, Mollusca, Bivalvia, Venerida, Veneridae.
AUAGAUUACCACUAAUAAAAACAUAGAAAAUGAGUACAUUUACACUACAAAAGCGUAAGAUUAUUUAGUACCAGAUUGUGAUGUUGCUUCAUUAAAUAAAUGUUUUAUGUCACAAAACACUAGAAUUAAUAUUUUUCUGAGAUAAAAAUAUUUUUUUACGAAUCUGUAAAGAAAAGUGUAUUAAUAGUUACAUUACAUAUAUAUAUAUUUUUUAUAUUAAGUAACUGAAAACUUUGUAGCUAUGACUGUUAGAUCAGUGGACAGUUUUUAAGGAAAGAUUUCAUUAAGCCUAAUUUGAUAAUGUGAAAGGUUUGGAUAAUUGUUUGCUGAACACAAGUGCAUUACUUAAAAAAAACACACACACAUUGGAAGUAUUCUAAAGGGAAAGGAAAGAGAAGAAAAUUGUUGAACUUUAUAACUGGUGGAGGUGUUAUUUGGUAUGAGAAUUUUGGAUGAUAUGCCAGGUGUGGAUGGCAUGGUGAACUCUGGGUACCAGUCCGAGAAUUCAGAUCGGGACAAAGACGAUGAUGGACUCUACAUCAUGACAAAAUGCUCCGUCAGUCACGCGCAGUCACAUACCAAGGGGACAUCGGACGUUGAUACAAGCCAGGAGAAAGAACUCCAGCACGCAAGCAAUAUGUCACUAUCGCAUUCUGUAUCAGGAUCUAGUCUCUCUAACAAGUCAACAGCUUCUACGUUGAAAGUGGAAAUAGCUGACAUUGAUAAUGAAGAGAGUAUAAAUCUGACCACGACCACACUGAGAAAAUGUAAGAGACAAGUGCUGCGGCCUUACUGGAGACUUCUCAUGUUUAUUGGUUGGCGGGGUUUUGGCCGAGAGUACAUUAACAGUGGAAGUCUUGGAUGGAAGUUUCUCAACACAGUUUAUCCCAUGUUUAUCAUCAUGAUGCUGUUUUAUACAUAUACAUAUGAGAUUAUAGCUUGUCAGUGGAAACUGAACGUGGAAAAAGAUACACAGACAGUUGUCACCACUACGGUCAAGCCUACCACACCACGAGUCAACUUGACAACACCAGAUUUUUUCCCAAUAUUCUCAAUGCGUCCAGCAGAAGUGGACACACCCCAGAAGAAUCUCAGCCAGUCACAGUCCAGUUACCCACUAGGAUGUGACCAUAUUGUAACUACCUACGUUGUGCCAAAUUUUCUACAUUUUGUAGCCUUUGUAAUGGGACUGAUACAUUUCAGGGUCCAAGAAAAUGAGCAGUUGUAUGCUCUAAUGGAAAGUGUAUUUUUACAAGCCAGUCCACUUCAUUCAAGAUCUGCAUCUCAACAAAAAAUGAUAAGAAACAUGAGAGCCUUUUUCCUGUUUGGUGCUCUGUGGAUAUUAUUGACAUUAGGAAUGCAAGGACUGUAUGAAUGGGCGUUUGAUUUUCCCAAACUUGCCUUCUUUGUGAGAACAGGAGCAAUGUUACACUGGUUCCUGUUUACCAUAGACUUGCUGGGAAUUCUAAUCAUUAAUUCAAUCUUUGUUGCCGUAGUAACCAACUACUAUACACAGUGCGAAAUGAUCCUGUUCUAUGUGAAGGGAGUUGCUUUCCGACUCCAGGAGAAAUCCAUAGAUCUUAAAGCUGCGAUGAAGAACAUACUGUCAGUGAGGCAGAAUUUGAGUGUACUUAAUGGACCAAUAGCUAGAAUGACUGCACUUGUGUCUGUGAUAUUUGCAGAGCUCACAAUUAUUGGUGUGAGUAUCCUGGUGUUGAACAAGAAUAACCAGUUUAAAGUGUGGAUGUAUAGAGCUCUAUAUCCUGUAGUCUGGUUCAUCAUAGCUGCCAUCCCUCUUAUGCAGGCUGCUAGGGUAAACUCGGUGUGUAACAGGUUUAAGAAGAUUGCGUUGGAGACACGCGUUUUUGGUUACAAGGGAUCAUCAUUGCUGGAGCUUGACUCUUUUCUCAACUUUGUGACUCAUGCUCGUCUCAGAGCCAAGUUGUUCCACAUACCGAUCCUGCCAUCGUACCUUAUAUCAGUGGUAGUCCUGUCAUUGUUUGUGAUUCUUAUCCUGCUACAGACAAACAUAAUUGGAACUGACCAUUUCUUCUAGACAAACUUUAAACUGAUCAUUUAGGUGUAAACAUUUCUUCUAAAGUGGUAGAAUCUGACCACUUCCAUAUUAGAUAUGGGAACUAUGUAUUAAUCGUGACAGAAUUGUAUCAUCGGAAAAAGAAAUGAAAUUUAAGAUAUUGUAGAAACAUACCAUUCCACACAACUGGUUAUAGAUCAGCUCGAAAAAAAAAGAAGUGCCCAGUAUUUCUGUACUAGUACACUACUUCAUUUUGGGCAUUUUUAGAGUGAAAAUGAACUGUUUGACUCAUAUUUGAGAUUACUUACAUUGUGCUAUGCAUUUUUGUUUUCCAUUUUCAUUUUGAAUUGAUACUAUGAACUAUACGAAAAUAUGUGAUAAUAAUGUUGGACAAAGCUGAGAAUGUGAAAAGAUAUGGUGUCAUGGUAGAACGACUGUAAAAAUGUUUCUCAUUGAAUAGUUAUAAAAGUAUUAGGGCUUGUUCUAUGAAAACAUUACUACAGAAUGUUUCUUUAAAUGGAUACUUUUGGAAGGGAAGUGAUUUUUAUGCCCCCGGCAUCUACUGAUGCAGGAGGCAUAUAGUGAAU